Molecule: messenger RNA, 1539 nt
Organism: Daldinia childiae
Lineage: Eukaryota; Fungi; Ascomycota; Sordariomycetes; Xylariales; Hypoxylaceae
Product: Dihydroorotate dehydrogenase (quinone), mitochondrial
Exons: 1
Coding region: 1-1539 (512 amino acids)
Biological process (GO): pyrimidine ribonucleotide biosynthetic process; 'de novo' pyrimidine nucleobase biosynthetic process
Cellular component (GO): cytoplasm; mitochondrial inner membrane
Molecular function (GO): dihydroorotate dehydrogenase activity
Source: RefSeq, a predicted model, not a curated record
AUGGCAUCUUCUCAUCGAAUAGCUCGGCGCUUCCUCAGCUCACUGGCCAACCCGCUAUCUUCCUCUAGACGAUCUCCCGCUCAGCUUCGUACCCGAAUCGCUACCCGUAAUGCCUCAACCUCCACAAACUCACCACCCACGUCCCGGUUAAAAACUGCAUUCUAUAUGACGUCUAUAGCUGUAUCCGGCUAUGUUGUCUACGUUUAUGGCACCGAUACUCGCGCUUUCGUCCACCGUUAUGUUGUACCCCCGCUGCUCCGCUAUCUCUACCCGGACGCCGAGGAGGCUCACGACGUUUCUGUCUCCUCUAUGAAAACGCUAUAUAACCUAGGCCUUCACCCGCGCGAGCGCUCUAGCUCAUCCAUCUCUAAUGGUCCGGAUAUUAGUGUAUCUGUCUUCGGAGAGCAACUGGCAAACCCUAUUGGUAUCUCUGCGGGCCUCGACAAGCAUGCUGAUAUCCCGGACCCGCUGUUUGCCCUUGGUGCCUCUAUCGUUGAGGUUGGUGGUUGCACGCCGCGACCACAGGAGGGUAACCCCAAACCGCGCAUGUUUAGAAUCCCUACACUAGACGGUCUGAUAAAUCGGUAUGGACUAAAUUCGCGUGGCGCUGACGAUAUGGCUAUGCGGUUACGAGAUCGGGUUAGGCUAUAUGCUAAGACAGUUGGGUUGGACGAAGCAAGUGUAUUGAACGGCGAGGCCAAUGUUCCUCCGGGUAGCCUGUUGCCUGGACGCUUGUUAUUAGUGCAGAUUGCUAAGAACAAGGAGACGGACGAACGUGACGUGGAAGCCGUGAAGCGGGACUACGUAUACUGUGUGCAACGGCUGGCACGGUACGCGGAUGUGCUUGUUGUUAACGUGAGCAGCCCGAACACGCCAGGCCUACGCGACUUGCAGGCCGUGGAACCCCUUACACGGAUCUUAAGUGCGGUAGUCGACGAGGCGCGGCGGACGGAUAGGAAACGGGCACCUAGGGUCAUGGUCAAAGUCUCGCCGGAUGAGGACGAAGAUACUCAGAUGGAAGGCAUUGCGCAGGCGGUGUGGUUGAGUGGUGUCGACGGGGUCAUCGUGGGUAAUACCACGAAGCGCCGGAAUGGACUGGUCCCAGCUGGGGUGAACAUAUCACGUAAAGAGCAAUAUACUAUGACAGAAACAGGUGGUUACUCGGGCCCGAUGAUGUUUGACCGAACUGUCGACUUGGUAAGACGGUACCGGAAAUUGCUAGACGGCCAAUCCUUCCAGCCUGCCAAGACGGGCAAGGCUUUUGCUAACGAGGCGGUUGAUGAGAGUAUAACGGGAAUUGAAGGAACUAUCACCGGAUUCUCUGAAACAGAGAAGAAAACUAGCACCAACCAGCCGCAAGAACAAAAGGUCAUAUUUGCUACGGGAGGGAUCACAAAUGGGCGGAGAGCUCUGGAGAUUUUGAAUGCUGGCGCGAGUGUUGCCAUGAUCUAUACCGGUCUUGUUUACGGAGGUGCUGGAUCCGUUACGCGCAUGAAGAGCGAGAUGAAGGAAGAGUUGGCUGCAGAAAAUAAGUCAUAA